CUUACUCUGGCUAAAAUGCGAGCAUCGCGCGAUUUGCUUCCUUUUCCUCGUGAUUAUAUGCGAGUGUAAUUCUCUAGAACCUCUUGCUUUCGCCCUGAAACGCCAGCAGCUGCAAUGGAGCCUUCGAGCGAUAACACGCCCAUCGCUCAAAGACCAGGAACUCCUCCUCGCCCACCUGUAUCUCCAGUCACGCCAGUCAUGACACAUACAAAUCUAUUUCCCGUUGCAGACUCAGAAGGGAUGAUUCCACCGCCAGUAGUACAACCUCCGGAGGUUGAAUCAUCUAUUGCUACUCCAGAUCUUGGCUUGGCACCUCAUCCUAGAAACAGUACCGGCUCAAUGGCUCCGUCUUCUCCCCCCCAGAUAUCACCGCCACGCGUCUUGCCCCCUGAACCGGCACCGGUUCCGAUAUCUGAAUCUGAUAAUCCUGAUGCGAUCGCUCUCCGCUCCGCCAUAUCUGUGCUCCAGAUCCAAAAGCAACAGACUCUUCGUGAUAUCAGGACUUUGGAAAAACUGAAACAAGCUGCAGCAGAAAAUCCCGAGGCCUUUGCCAAAGAUGUUGUCAAGGGAGAUAUUACAGUCUCAGGCGGCGAAAUGGAUAUUUUUCAACCGCAGUUUCAAGAUCAAGAUGGCGAUAAGCAGAGUCCUGGUGUGAGUGUUGACGGAGAUCAUCAAAAACAAAGUGAACACGCAAAGCCCGCAUUUAGCAAAAUUCCUAAACCACAGGAUAUAGUGAGGAUGCCACCGAUUAACUGGGCAAAGUACCAUAUUGUUGGCGAGCCCUUGGACAAAUUACACGAGGAACAGAGGCAACGACCUUCACCUGGAGAGCCACGAAAGGAUGUCCCUAUACACGUCCAAAAAGCUCCAGAACAUGUGAUAGCUGCUCCCUAUAGGCCAUUUACGGACAAACUAGAUACCCCAAUGAAAACACGGAGCUCAAACAAACGGAAAAAUGAACAAGGUUAAAAGUUUGACUGUUUUCUCCAAUUCCUUUCCAUUUUAAUGGCAAUUAUACGUAUGAUAUUAUGAAUUUGAAUCCUGUGGAGCUCUCGCAGGAAACCAGCCACUCCCUAAUAGACCAGAUAGGAUAGC
Messenger RNA from Coccidioides immitis RS, 1095 nucleotides. RefSeq lists its product as uncharacterized. The transcript has a single exon. NCBI's taxonomy places the organism in Eukaryota, Fungi, Ascomycota, Eurotiomycetes, Onygenales, Onygenaceae. The record is from RefSeq and is a predicted model, not a curated record. Bases 115 to 969 code for a protein of 284 amino acids.